This is a messenger RNA of Triticum aestivum (bread wheat), 1371 nucleotides long. RefSeq names its product CASP-like protein 5A3. Bases 318 to 1073 code for a protein of 251 amino acids. The record is from RefSeq and is a predicted model, not a curated record. Gene Ontology annotation, cellular component: membrane. Lineage: Eukaryota; Viridiplantae; Streptophyta; Magnoliopsida; Poales; Poaceae. The transcript is spliced from 3 exons.
UGUUGCUCUAGUUGGGAAAAACAGAGGAGGGGGUGCAGAGUUGGCCAUGGAUGAACGCGAAAUUGCUUGCUCAACCCCGAUGGUGUGGACCGUGGAGUGAGCUCCUCCGAAGCUGCUCUAGCCUCUAAGCUAGGUGCGAAAAGUGGAGGAGGGGUGCGCGCGCCAAGGCCCCACGCCGAGUGUCCAGACUGGACCACGACGCGCCUCCUCCAUCCUCCUCCAUAAAUCCCCCAAAACCCCGGCCGGCCGCGUCGUUGGCUCUGAACUCUGAGUACGGCGCAAGGGAGCAUUUUUGGGGCUGACUCUUCACCGGCGGCAUGUUCCUGCGGCACAGCCAUCCCGUCGUGCACCCUGACCCGGCGGUUACCGCUCCGGCCGCGCAGGGGCAGGGGCCGGUGGCUGCUGCUCCGGCUGCGGUGGCGCAGGCGCAGGGACCGGUGGCUCCCGCUCCGGCUGCGGUGGCGCAGGGGCAGGGGCAGGGGCAGGGGCAGGGGCAGGCGGCAGCGCAGGCGGCGCAGGCGCAGGGACAUGGCCCGGCUCCGGCUCCGGCCGCGGCGGCGCAGGGGGCGAACGCGAACGGGAACACGCCGCCGCCCGGGGUGCUGAUGGUGGACCCGCGGGGGGCGCCGGGGACGCGCUGGGGCCUCGCGGCCCGCCUCGCGCAGGCGCUGCUCGCGGCCGCCGCCGUCGCCUUCAUGGCCUCCACCGACGACUUCCGCACGCUCACCGCCUUCCGCCUCCUGGUAGCAGCAGAGUCUUUGCAAUGCCUCUGGAGCCUCGCCCUGGCCGCCGUGGACGUCUACGCGCUUCUUGUGAAGCGCUCCUUCCGGACACCCCGUGCUACCACCAUAUAUUCCACCGGGGACUGGGUCACUGGAGCACUGAGCUUCGCUGCAGCGAGUGGGUCAGCAGCCAUGACCACUCUCAUCAACAACGACCUGCUACUGUGCUCGGAGAACCACUGCCCGACCUAUAUGGCCGCCACCGCCAUGGCUUUCUUGAGCUGGUUCGCCAUCGCGCCGUCCUGUGUCAUUAACCUCUGGGCGGCGGUCUACAGCGUGCAGAGAGCAUAGUCUGCGGAGCAAGAACCAGGCUGUUUGACCAACUUUGGUGGCGCAUCUAAUAUAAUUAGUACUGUUUACGACCGGUAUAUUAUCGAUAUUUCUGUAGCAAAAUCAGGGAGUAGCUUGAUGUUCAGAAGGGUGGUUGUGAAGCUCUACACUUUAUCUCCAGGAGCGUAUGUAUGCCAUCUUAUUAUGCGAGGCUGGCUGGACUGGUGGUUGUGAUCUGGUGAUGACCUGACUGAUGGGCUACUUGUGUAGAGUUCAAGGUUGAUGAUGAUAUGCUCAGUCUGUUCUAUUUCGCGUCUUU